AUGGCCCGAGUACCGGAAUUUCGGGACACAACCAACGAGCCUGCCGGUCGGCAUCCGCUUCCUGCAGAGCCAGCGAGCGAGGGGUGCGGCCCAGGCUUGACUCCUAGCGGCGACGUCGACGGUAGUUUGGCUGCACAGGAGUUUCUUGAGCUCCUUGAACACGGAGCACGUGGCGUGCUCCUAGACGUGCAGGACAAGCAUGGGCUGGGGGUGGGGGUGUCUCCGAACGGGACGCCAAUCCCACCACCGGGUGUGCUGAGCGCGGCAGAUCUUUUCGUAGAGAAGACAAUGGGGGUUGUCACGGAGACAUUCAACCAGGACUCUACGAGCCGCUUAUGGGCAUGCACCCUAUCGUACAAGUCAGCGUUACGCGAGGUUCACGCCACUGGGGAGGCGGUGAGCGGGAAGAAGGUGGCGAGAAAGCUUGCGGCGGCGAGGCUAGUCGCGAGCCUUAUCAGCGCGACGGGCACGAACGAGCUGGACCGUGGUGGUAGUGCGGCGGGGGCCAUGCCGGACAUGCCGGAAGAGGACGGCAUGACCGGACGGCAGUCACCCGACACGAACGUUGAUAGCGAGUCAAGCGUGCCGAGGGGCACGGUAAACUCUUCCACUUCCAGUUAUGGCGACGGCGGUUCGGCCGCGUUGCGGUCGUUUGAAGGAGGAGCACGUGGCGUGCUCCUAGACGUGCAGAACAAGCAUGGGCUGGGGGUGGGGGUGUCUCCGAACGGGACGCCAAUCCCACCACCUGGGGUGCUGAGUGCAUUACAUUCUUUCUCAGAAAACACGAUGGGGGUUGUCACGGAGACAUUCAACCAGGACUCUACGAGCCGCUUAUGGGCAUGCACCCUAUCGUACAAGUCAGCGUUACGCGAGGUUCACGCCACUGGGGAGGCGGUGAGCGGGAAGAAGGUGGCGAGAAAGCUUGCGGCGGCGAGGCUAGUCGCGAGCCUUAUCAGCGCGACGGGCACGAACGAGCUGGACCGUGGUGGUAGUGCGGCGGGGGCCAUGCCGGACAUGCCGGAAGAGGACGGCAUGACCGGACGGCAGUCACCCGACACGAACGUUGAUAGCGAGUCAAGCGUGCCGAGGGGCACGGUAAACUCUUCCACUUCCAGUUAUGGCGACGGCGGUUCGGCCGCGUUGCGGUCGUUUGAAGGAGGAGCACGUGGCGUGCUCCUAGACGUGCAGAACAAGCAUGGGCUGGGGGUGGGGGUGUCUCCGAACGGGACGCCAAUCCCACCACCUGGGGUGCUGAGUGCAUUACAUUCUUUCUCAGAAAACACGAUGGGGGUUGUCACGGAGACAUUCAACCAGGGCUCUACGAGCCGCUUAUGGGCAUGCACCCUGUCGUACAAGUCAGCGUUACGCGAGGUUCACGCCACUGGGGAGGCGGUGAGCGGGAAGAAGGUGGCGAGAAAGCUUGCGGCGGCGAGGCUAGUCGCGAGCCUUAUCAGCGCGACGGGCACGAACGAGCUGGACCGUGGUGGUAGUGCGGCGGGGGCCAUGCCGGACAUGCCGGAAGAGGACGGCAUAACCGGACGGCAGACGCCGGACGCGAACGUGAACAGCGAGUCAAGCGUGCCGAGCGGCAUCGAUAACUCUUCCACUACGAACUUCGGCGACGAUGGUUUGGCCGCGCUGCGGUCAUAUGAACGCGGAGCACGUGCCGUACUCCUAGAUGUGCAGGACAAGCACGGACUGGGGGUGGGGGUGUCUCCGAACGGGAUGCCGAUCCCACCGUCUGGAGUGCUGAGUGCAGUAGAUCGUUUCUCAGAGAAGACGAUGGGGGUUGUCACGAAGACAUUUGAACAGGAUCCGUCGAGUCGCUUGUGGGUGUGCACCCUUUCGUACAAGUCGGCGUUGCGCGAGGUUCACGCCUCGGGGGAGGCGAUGAGCGGGAAAAAAAAAUCGAGGAAGCUUGCGGCGGCGAGGCUCGUCGCAGAUCUACUUGGGGUGAUAGCGACUUAA
Ectocarpus sp. CCAP 1310/34 is the source of this 1968-nucleotide messenger RNA. The record is from the annotation of a GenBank genome assembly. NCBI's taxonomy places the organism in Eukaryota, Phaeophyceae, Ectocarpales, Ectocarpaceae.